Saprolegnia parasitica CBS 223.65 is the source of this 638-nucleotide messenger RNA. RefSeq lists its product as hypothetical. The transcript has a single exon. Bases 36 to 590 code for a protein of 184 amino acids. Lineage: Eukaryota; Oomycota; Saprolegniomycetes; Saprolegniales; Saprolegniaceae. Gene Ontology annotation, molecular function: phosphatidylinositol binding. The record is from RefSeq and is a predicted model, not a curated record.
CGUGGCUGCAGAAUCAACAAGAAGACCGACACGACAUGCCUCUGCAGCAGCUCGGCGGCCUCGCGCCCUGGUCCAAGCACGCGAACGCGCUCAACCACAUCGACCACGUGACGCUCAAGCGGCCGUGCGCCAAGGAGGCGCCGACGCUGGUGCUACUGCCCGGCGUCGUCGUCGAGUACGCACUGCACGUCUGCCUCCGCACGUCGCUCGCGCACCUCGCGGUCACCAGCGCCAAGCCCACGAGUCGCGACGCCCGGCGGUCCCGCGUCGACGCGUACGCCGUCACAGAGUACAUUGUGCACCGGCGCUUCUCCGAGUUCUAUCGACUUUGCGCCGAGCUCACGCGCGUUGUGCUGGCAUGCGAGACCAGCUGCGUCUACUGCUACCAAAUGCUCUCGGUUCUCGACGACACGCUGUUUCCGCACCGAGGACCGUACUGGGUCACGCUGCGCCAAGCCCAGCUCGAGGCGUGGCUCACGACGAUCCUCUCGGUGGCGCGGGCGCAUCCCGGGCAGUUUGAGUCGCGCUGUCACGGUUUCUGCACCGUCAUGCGCCUGCUGGUGACCUUUUUAGCGAUCCCUGACCUCUAGUCGUUCCUUGUACUUGUAUAUAUAUAUAUUCACAAAGCACGCAGUCCA